GACGCAGGAACCAUCACUGAUGUGUGUAACAGCACUGACUUGGCUGAGGUGGAGAUUAUUAGCCUGCUGGAGGAGCAGCUGCCUGUGUAUCGGCUGAGAGCUGACUGUGUGUAUGGCUAUGACCACGACGACUGGCUGCACACGCCUCUCAUCUCGCCCGACGUACGCAUCGACCUGACCGACGAACAGAUCGAGGAGACGCUCAGCUACUUCUUGCUAUGUGCUGAACGAGUGGGCCAGAUGACUAAGACAUACAAUGACAUUGAUGCGGUGACUCGACUUUUGGAGGAGAAAGAGCGUGAUCUGGAGCUGGCUGCUCGGAUUGGUCAGUCCCUCCUGAAGAAGAACAGAGUUCUGAGUGAACAGAAUGAGUAUCUGGAGGAACAAGUGGGCUCCAUUAGAGAGGAGGUGGCUCAGUUGCAUCAUGAGUUGAAUCUAAAGGAUGAGCUCCUGCAGUUCUACACCAACACUGCGGAGGAGAGUGAGGAAGAAGCCAACUCUCCAACGUCACGGAACAAGGUGAUGUCAUCUGUUCUGAGUGGUUCUGCUCUGGAUGUCCUUCAGAGAAAACUUAGAGACCUAGAGGAAGAAAACUUAUCGCUCAGAUCAGAGGCAAGUCAUCUGAAGUCAGAGACAGAGACAUAUGAGGAGAAAGAACACCAGCUUGUGAAUGACUGUGUUAAUGAGCUCAGGCAGUCCAGUCUCCAGAUCUCCUCAAUAGCAGAGGAGUUAGCCAGGAAGACUGAAGAUGCCUCACGGCAACAGGAAGAGAUCACACACCUCCUAUCACAGAUAGUGGACCUACAAAAAAAAGCCAAAACGUAUGCAGUGGAGAAUGAGGAGUUAUCUCAGCAUCUCUGUGCAGCCAAAGAUGCUCAGAGGCAGCUCACAGCCGAGCUGCAGGAGCUGGAGGAGAAGUACUGUGAGUGUCUGGAGAUGUUGCAUGAAGCUCAGGAGGAGCUGAAGAAUCUGCGGAACAGGAGUGUGUCUGCAGGCACGCCCCGACGCUGUCACCCCCUCGGCCUUUUCCCCAUGGACUCUCUGGCAGCUGAGAUUGAAGGGACCAUGAGGAAAGAGUUUAGUCAGACUGAACCUGAGUCUGAAAUACACAAGAUUCAUCAUAAACGUGUGUUUGAGACAGUUAAGAACAUCAAUCAGUCCGUCAGGCAGCGCGCUGUGGUCCCGCCCACUGCAAACAUCCCAGGAUCCAAUCAGUCACUGUCGUCCUCCUCUGACAGGAGUGGUAGUACACUGGACAAUCGGGCACAGAGCCUGCUCCUUGAGACUGGAGCCACUGAGACAAGUGUGGACACCCCUGAGAAACGCUCAGGGUCUGAGGACCUGAAGCUGGCCCUGCGCCGGCUGUCCCUACGGCGACAGAACUGCCUGAGCGAGCGGCGUUUCUUUGAGGAGGAACGAGAGCGGCGUUCGUCUGGGUUCCAGGACGGGGGCCUGCGUAUCGGGGGUCUCGUGCCCAGCGAGAGCAUCAUGUCCCUGGGCACACUGGUGAGCCGGCCGUACCUCCCAGACAAGCUGCAGAUCGUCAAGCCCCUGGAAGGGUCGGCAACCCUGCAGCAGUGGCAGCAGCUGGCCCAGCCGAACCUGGGAGGCAUUCUGGACACCCGCCCCGGCGUGGUCCCGAAGGGUUUCCGUCCGCUGGAGCUGGACCUCGAUGAGGUGUACCACUACGCAGACUACGAAGAGGACGAGCCAGGGGAGCAGUAUUUCCAGAACCUUCCUACCACGACAACACCCAAUCCCAUUUUAAUUCCCUCUUUGUGUCACUGUGUUGCAGUGUAUUACCCUGGCAAAUGUAUGGCCCAUACCAGCUCCACUUACACCUUCACCACCUGCCGAAUCAUGCAUCCAUCUGAUGAGAUCACCCACGUCACUCCCAGUUUGAACCCAGUGCCCACCUCCAGUGUGAUGUCUGGCAGUCUGAAGUCCACGCCUGCAGCCACACCCUGUACUCCACGUCGCAUGAGUCUCUCCCAGUCCCAGUCCUUCACCAACCUUCGGGACUCCACCAAAACGUUCAGCACCUCCCUGGGGCUGGUCCGCCUCCUGCAGGAGAGAGGCAUAUCUGCCGCUGUUUACCAGCCUCAGAGCUGGGACAGGGGGAGCGGAGGAGUCCUUCUCAGCACCUCUGUGGCCCCCUCCCCCAUCCCAGAUCCCCAGAGGCCCACCACACCACCUAACUCUCCCACGCGGCGUACCCCGAGCCCGGGCGCAGCCAUAGACGAAGACUCAUCCGAGGCCUUCUCCUUCAAGAGUCCAUCAUAUGAGAACUUCCUGGCUUCAAAACCGGCGCGCUCCAUUCUGAAGGAAGUGGUGGGGGCGUCAGGGCCCCAGGCGCGGGACUGCGAGAGCCAAACGGAUGUCAGCGUGUACAAUCUGAACCUGGUGGAUAAGCUGAAGCGCUUGGGGCUGGCCAGUCCGGGUUCCGGGACCACAGGAGCAGCGAUUCCCAGGCCGGCUCCCAUCCUCGGGCCUCUUGGUGGGCUGCGGAGGCCAGGCUCACCGUUUGCUCCUCUGAAUGAGGGGAUGAGGCGGAACCGCAGCUAUCCGGCCAUGGUCGGGGCCAGUAUGGCCAUGAAAGGACCAGGCCCCCAAGACUCUGAGAUAAUGCUGGCACCCAAACUACCCAAACAAACUAGCCUCAAAUAA
Messenger RNA from Chanos chanos (milkfish), 2667 nucleotides. RefSeq names its product trafficking protein, kinesin binding 1b (gene trak1b). Gene Ontology annotation, biological process: vesicle transport along microtubule; protein targeting; mitochondrion distribution. The record is from RefSeq and is a predicted model, not a curated record. Gene Ontology annotation, cellular component: cytoplasmic vesicle; mitochondrion; dendrite. The transcript is spliced from 16 exons. The coding region runs from base 241 to 2667 and encodes 808 amino acids. Lineage: Eukaryota; Metazoa; Chordata; Actinopteri; Gonorynchiformes; Chanidae. Gene Ontology annotation, molecular function: GABA receptor binding; myosin binding.